AUGGACCGUGGAGGAAGCUCAAGUAGUAGCGCUACGGAUGCCGAGAAGAACGGCUGGGACCACGCCGACCCUUUCCAAGAGGACCAGCAGGGACAGCAAGACACACCGGGGCAACCAAACCGGGUCGCCUUUUCACAUCCCAGCCCGGAAGCCAGGACCAGCAAUGAGGCAGAUUCACAUUCGCGCAACGACAGCAACUCCAGCGGCGAACAGAAGCUAGAACGCGUGCACACCUACGAGAAGAUCAAGCAUGCUGCAGAAGACGUUGCACCUGGACUUGUUGAAAAGAUACGCACUGCAAAGGAACUACUACAUCUGCACAGCGUAAAAGCGACUGGGCCGACCAACUUCUUCAACCCGACCAAUAUCCGCAUGAAGGUGCAUUUUCGACAUAACUCUGACGAAAAUACUGACUUCGGCAUGCGAGACUCCAAAGAUAUGGAUCUGCUGUGGCGGUCGCGUGACAACCGAAAAGGCCGCAACUCCAUCGCAGUGCCAGAGAUGCCGACAGAGGAAACGCCCUUUCUUCCCAUGCGCUACACUCCUCGCUUGUCUACGAAGUUCGCAGAUAUUCGCAAGAACCUGUGGAAGAUGUGCACGACUUUUGCGUACUGGGACAUGGCUUUUUGGUCUGGUUGGUCCUACACUAUCGGCUCAGCACUCUUCGUCACGAAUGGUGUCCUGGCUUGGGGGCCAAAGGCUUUCGGAGAGGACUUUGAAUCCGCCCAGACAGAGGGGUAUGGUCCAUCGCUGACCUUCUUCAUCGGAGCACUCUUCUAUCAGAUCGGAGCUGUGACUGCAUAUCUGGAAGCUGUGAAUGAUGGCAGUUUCCAUGGUGCUGCAAUGCGAAAGCUACUCGAAGGUCACGACGAUGACAACAAGAAACUACUUGACGACAAGAUUCACCAUUUCUUCAGUCACAUGAACCCAGCUCAUCGCCACCGGGAAGAGGUCUACCAAGAUCCUCGUGUCAAUCUUAACCCAGAAGCCGGCUGGAACACCAAAGAAGCUCGCAAUUUGCGACCUGGAUCCAUCUACCCACGAGACAAGCACCCUGCCCCACGACGAGGCGCUGUCGAUAUGGGCGGCGAAGAAAGUGAAGGCAGCGGAUACAUGGUAUGGCGAUGGUGGCCCACAUGGAAAGCACUGCGUACCCACCACGUCUAUGAGAUCGGAUAUACGGCCUGUGCAAUCCAGCUAUUCGGUGUCACGCUCUACGGCGUCACAGCAAUCGUCAUCCUCCCAGGCAUUCUAUCCAGCCUGAACUGGUGGCAGACUCUUGGCGCAUACUGGUGCCCCCAGAUCGUCGCCGCGUUGUGUUUCUUGACAGCCAGUAUCAUGUUCCAACUCGAGACUCAAGAGAACUGGUGGAAGCCAGAGCCCAAAGUCCUCGGCUGGUGGAUUGGUAUAUGGUCUGUCGUCGGAUCCGUUGGUUUCGAGCUUUGUGCUUGCUUCGGUACCGCUGCUGCUGUCAGGGAGUGGCACUGGGCUGAGUAUCAGAGCGAUCUGUCUUCCAUGUGGGGUUCUGCUGCGUAUCUUACCGGCAGCUUUCUGCAGUGGUAUGAGGCGCUGAAUAAGAACCCGCUGGAAGAGUUGUUGAACGAGCCUGGUGAGAUGAAGUCGCAUCAAAUUCAUCCGAUAUGA
Messenger RNA from Fulvia fulva, 1644 nucleotides. RefSeq lists its product as uncharacterized. The transcript has a single exon. The coding region runs from base 1 to 1644 and encodes 547 amino acids. Lineage: Eukaryota; Fungi; Ascomycota; Dothideomycetes; Mycosphaerellales; Mycosphaerellaceae. The record is from RefSeq and is a predicted model, not a curated record.